Molecule: messenger RNA, 2480 nt
Organism: Notodromas monacha
Lineage: Eukaryota; Metazoa; Arthropoda; Ostracoda; Podocopida; Cyprididae
Source: the annotation of a GenBank genome assembly
GCAGUUCUUUCUUUUUUUUUCCACUUUAUUGAUCUGAGUCAAGGACGACAGAGGGUGGCCACGUUAACCUGUAGAGAAAUUAUUUGGAAGUGAGCGCGAUGAGUCGAUUCUUCGCGACUGGCGGUUCGGAUACCGAGAGUGAUAGCUCUGAAAAUGGGGAGGACAUUAUCCCCAAGAAGCCUGAUUUGGCGCCUGCGUACGCUUUCAGCGACGAGGAAGAAGACGUGAAACGGGUUGUGCGUUCGGCUAAGGAUAAACGCUAUGAGGAAUUGUCAAACAUCAUUCGACAAAUCAAGAACUACAAGAAAAUUGGAGAUAUUAGUAGUUUGCAGACUGGAUUUGAAGAAUUGACGAAAGCUUAUACGAAGGCGUUACCAAUCAUGAUAAAAGAAGAAUCCACAUCUAAGCCGAAGUUCUAUCUUCGAUGCCUCAUCGAUAUAGAAGAUUGCGUGAAUGCGACUUGGAAGGAUAAAAAAUCUCUUUCCAAAACAAAUACCAAAGCUUUGGUAACUCUCCGUCAAAAGAUCCGGAAGUACAAUAAAGAUUUCGAAGACGAAAUCCUUGCAUUGCGUGCGGACACCGAAGAGGUUGCUGUCGAAGAUGAUGCUGAGGCCGACGUCGAAAAAGACUCGGACGCAGAAGAUGGUAACCAAGGCUCCGAAGCACUGAGCAGAGGAAGCUUUCUUCACGACGGGAUCAGCAGCGGAAAAGAUGAUAUAACCAGCGGUAGCAAACGGACGGAGAAACAACGCACGAGUGAUGAUGAAGAAGAGGAUGAUGACGAAGACUCAGUUGAUUGGGGGUCUGAUUCGUCGGAAACUGACUCCAGCUCAGAUGAUGAAGGCAAAUACGAAUCUAUGGUUGACCGCUUCCUGAAGAAAAACACUCAGAAAGAGGAAGAGGAUAAAAAACAGAAGCGUGAACGAAAGAAGCAAGAGAAGGAACGUGCGAAACGCGUGAAACGGGAUGAAGAAGACGAAGAUAUGGAUGAGGGCUGGACUCAGGUCAAGGGUGGAGGAGCUAUUAGUGCAGAAAAACCGAAAAUGUUCGCCAAGGAUGCCGAAAUCACCCACGCUCUCGUUCUUAAGAAAUUGAUUGAAAUCGUGGCUGCACGAGGUAAAAAGGGAACUGAUCGUCAGGAACAGGUUGCGCUUCUCACCGAGCUGCGCGCAAUCUCGGAAUCAAAGGAACUCGGUCCUGCAAUGAAAGCGAAAAUAGACUUCGCCAUCAUUUCCGCCCUCUUCGAUUACAAUGCUGCAGCCACUUCAGCGAUGAAGGAAGAAUAUUGGGAAAAGGUACUGAAGAAGAUCCGUGAAAUCUUGAGUGAUUUGAGUAGUUGCGAAGACUUGACGGUUGGGGAACACAUUUUGGAAGAAAACGAAAGUUUUGAGAAGACCCCAUACAAAAUUCGAGGCUGCAUCAUGACAGUUUGUGAACGAAUGGAUGACGAGUUCAACAAGCUUUUGAAAGAUUGCGAUGCUCAUGGGCCGGAAUAUGUGAAAAGACUGAAGGAUGAAAAAUCCGUCUGUGACAUUUUCGAGCACCUGCAAAGGUAUAUGGAAUCUAGGGAGUCGACUCCAUCGGAUCUGUGCCGAGUGUAUUUGCGUCGUGUGGAGCAUUUGUACUACAAAUUUGAUCCAACCGUGUUCACGGAACGGGAUCCCGUAAGUCGACUUUUUGUUUUUCCAUCAUUAGCAGCCGAAGAAAGAAACAUCGUUGGGAGUGAUGGAUCAUCUCUGCAAGUUCAUCUAUGCGAAAGACAACACGGAUCGUUUGCGCACGCGAGCGAAAUCCCGCAGUUGGACAAUGAAGGGGAUGAAGAGCAGCCGAAGAAAGAAACAUCGUUGGGAGUGAUGGAUCAUCUCUGCAAGUUCAUCUAUGCGAAAGACAACACGGAUCGUUUGCGCACGCGAGCGAUUUUGUGUCACAUUUAUCAUCAUGCGUUGCAUGACAAUUGGUACGAAGCUCGCGAUUUGAUGCUCAUGUCGCACUUGCAAGACACAAUUCAGCACUCCGAUCCCCCGACGCAGAUAUUGUAUAACAGAACGAUGGUUCAGGUCGGCUUGUGCUCGUUCAGGCAUUCUAAAAUCAAGGACGCUCACGACGCGCUUCUGGAUAUUCAGUCCGGGGGUCGCGCCAAGGAACUGCUAGCUCAAGGCCUUCUACUGCAGAGGCAAAUGGAGCGCAGUUCUGAGCAAGAGAAAAUCGAGAAGCAGAGGCAAAUGCCAUUCCACAUGCACAUCAAUCUCGAGUUACUCGAGUGCGUUUAUUUGGUAUCGGCUAUGUUGAUGGAAAUUCCUUACAUGGCCGCUCAUGAAUUCAACGCGCGUCGUCGACUAAUUUCCAAAAGCUUCCACCACCAACUGAAAGUCAGUGCGCGUCAAGCUGUCGAGCCUGGGGGCCUUAGGUACGCUCUUGUGCAACAUCGACGGCGUGCGCGCUACGCAUUGCCGUUUACCUUCGUCACAGCCCUAAAGUAG